AUGAAGAUUAGUAUUUCCUUGGCUUUAGCCUACAUCUCAUUGGUCCCCUGGAUUGGUGCUAAACCUAGCAAGACUAAGAAGAGUAAUCAAAGUGUUAAGGUUAGCAAGCCUGUAAAUAUCUGGGCUGAGAAAACUAGUUUGGUCGAGUUGUCUCCGGAGUUAGAGAUGGCGAAGAAGUUCUUUACCCAAAAGUUGAAGCGGGGCUCUGCCUCAGUUGAUUAUAAGGAUCUAUUGACUAAACAGACGAUUUUGACCCAGUCCGUGCCUAAGCUGGUUCAUUUGGUUCAGGAGUCCUAUGGAAUUAUUGACUAUGCUUAUUCUGAAGCGAAGGAGUCUCCUGAUGUUGAUCACACCAAGCUAGUUGAUCGAGGCCGGUUGGUAACUGAAAGUAUAACUGCCGUUCUUCAGCACAAUACUGAGUUGGUUGGGUUUCACGCAUACGUUCUGAAUGACAUGCGCCACUCCAAUAGGACUAUGAUGCCUUGGUGGGUCGUUUCUCAGCUAGUUCAGAAAGAGAAAGAUGACAUCGAUACUAAUGCGAUUGGUAUUUGGACCGACCAGCUGACUUAUGGUUUGUUUAACAGUCGAACUAGCCCAUGGGCUAUUCUUUGCAAUGGAGUGACUACCAUGAAGCUAUUACUGAAUUACAGACACGAAGGAAAGCUAAAGCGCUGGUCUCAGGCAAAAUUGAUCGAGGAGAUUAAUGUAAGCCAUCUGUCUAAAGCACCAUACGCUGCGUUUUUGGCACGUGCCGAGAUUCUGAAUGGGUUCGUAGAGCGCAACUCGGCAUUUCUCGCUAAGCUCGCUGUUCAGUACGACCGGAUUAUGGCCAAAGUAUCACUAGCUGACCUAGAAAAACUAAUUGGUGAUUUGCAAGACCACCACCGCCGAAACCCUUCAAUUAGUUCGACGAAUACGUUGCACUUGCAGCAUCUUACUGAGUUUCUGAUCGAUCUGCAAAAGUGCAUAGAGUACACUAAGGCUUUGCUAGACCUCAAGGAAGUCUUUGCUGCCGCAAGAAAACUAGCAAAACCCUCCAAUCGCAUGUUGUUCUAUCUUGCUCAGAGCCAUCACACGAUCUAUUGGAUCUUCUUGGCCCAGCUAAUCGAAAAUACCCCUGGUACUAUCAAUAAUAGAGAUCUAAAAAUACGCAACUACAUUCGGCGUAUGAUAAAGGUAAGAAUCAGCCAGAUUAAGCCGGCCUUGGCCAGUAGUUUUAUUGUUAAACUGAGUGAAAUCGUCCGAUCGCAGGUUCCUUUCCAGACCGAACUCAAUAAGAUUUUCACCUACGCUGAUCAAUGCUUGCAAUCAACUGCUCACCCGCUUUUGGUAUCUAAGCCCCGCCAAAAGGAUGGCUUCUAUGCCGAGGUACCGGCAAUUGUGAUUUUCGAGAACCUCGUGCCAAUUGUUCGUCGAGCUGCUAACAUCAACUUAAAGCCGUACCAGGACAUAGUAGCUGAAUACGAUCCAAGUAACAUCAAGCAAUUUGCAGACGGUUUGGCCAUAGCUCUAACUAAGGUGCGCGCUUUGAUGUCGUCUUUGCAGAAUGAUGUGCUGGCCGAGAAGUACCAGCCAUUGGUUAAUUUCAUCCAGCACAUUUACCAGCAAAACCCCAGCCAGCACAUUUGGCCAUUAGAGCUUGCUAGGUACCAACUUAUUCGCCGCCGCUGUCUCAAAGCUUCAGCAGCCGAUAAAUCCGUUGGCAUAAGUAAAGCCCUACAACACAAGUCCGCAAUCAAGCAAUUCGCUAAAGAACAAAUCGUUCAUGUUUUAGCCAGCGCCUUAGUAACUAAGGGUGCUUAUAUUACUACACUGUGCGACCAUAUCCACCAUCUCACCAAGAGCCUUGCCUAUAGCUGCCGCCUGCCAAAAGCACAUGAAAUCACUCAGAAUGAAUACUCCCUCUACUGUCUCAAAAAGUACAUAUACCAGCUGAAUAUCAUUGACAUCUUCUUUACCACUGUCGGCUUUGACCUGCCUACAACAGUUACUGCUAAAGAGUAUAAAGAGUUCUACCAGUGCUUAGCUGAUGUUCUCAAUGAUAAUGGUGACACGGUCAACUCAGACUCAACAGAUAUGAAUGCCCAGUCAUCAAGUACCACUAAAAACCCUAGCCAUGAUAUGCAAACCAGAAUCAAACAUGCCAUCCGAAAAGUCUAUCGGCUCAACCCAGGACCGUUUUAUGCCCAGAUUAACAAGUUCUUAAACCAUCUUCCACUAGCUUAUAUCACCGACCAAAGCAUUCUUGAACCCGAACUUAACUCCGCCUCUUUUGUUGCUCAACUCAAAGCCGGUUACGACCACAAUGAUGACAUUACUCCCGAUCUACUGAAAUAA
Nematocida homosporus is the source of this 2337-nucleotide messenger RNA. RefSeq lists its product as uncharacterized. Lineage: Eukaryota; Fungi; Microsporidia. The record is from RefSeq and is a predicted model, not a curated record. Bases 1 to 2337 code for a protein of 778 amino acids. The transcript has a single exon.